This is a messenger RNA of Python bivittatus (Burmese python), 1989 nucleotides long. Lineage: Eukaryota; Metazoa; Chordata; Lepidosauria; Squamata; Pythonidae. The record is from RefSeq and is a predicted model, not a curated record.
UUUAAUUGGUGCAGAUUAACUGCACCCCUAGAAAUCAUUCUGAAGCCAAUCCAUGAUAUAAAACAUUACAUUAAGAGUGGCUCAUUUUUAAAGGAAGUGUUACACAUUCUUGUAUAAGUUAUUCUUGUGUUACUCUUCUUUCAGUCUUCAUUCCCUAGCACUCCUAUUUCAAGGCGUGCCUUGCAGCGAACUCUGUCAGAUGAGAGUAUUUAUAGCAGUCAAAGAGAACAUUUCUUCCCCUCACGAGCUUCUCUUCUGGACCAAGCUCUUCCAAAUGAUGUUCUUUUCACCAGUACAUACCCUUCUCUCCCCAAGUCCUUACCACUAAGAAGGCCAUCAUACACAUUGGGAAUGAAAUCCUUACAUGGAGAGUUCUCCGCCUCUGACAGCUCCCUCACAGAUAUCCAGGAGCAGAGAAGGCAGCCGAUGCCAGAUCCAGGGCUCAUGCCCUUGCCUGAUUCAGCUUCGGAUUUAGAUUGGUCAAAUUUGGUAGAUGCUGCCAAAGCUUUUGAAGUCCAGCGAGCAUCCUAUUUUGCUACUAGUGAUGAAAACCACAGGCCUGUCAGUGUUGCUUCCAGUAACGAUCAAGCUGAAGACCAGCUCCCUGCACAGAUGAAGCCUUACACUGGUAAAGAAUCCCCUCCUUCUCUUGCUUCUAAAGUGAGCCAGCUGGAGAGUAUGCUGAGAAUGCUGCAGGAAGAUUUAAAGAAGGAAAAAGAAGACAAAGCCAAUCUUCAGGCUGAAGUACAACAUUUACGGGAAGAUAACUUACGAUUACAAGAGGAAUCGCACAAUGCCUCUGAAAAACUGAAGAAAUUCACUGAAUGGGUUUUCAACACAAUUGAUAUGAGCUAAUAGCACACAUGAAACAAACACAUUGGCAAAAAAAUCUCUGGAGUGGGACUUAGCUUUAACACCAUCCUAAAUUAGAAAAACCCAGUCAGAGCACUUUCAUAUGUUUCGUAUUAGGGGUACCUUUUUUGGUUUUCCUUUGUUUCAUUUUAACAAAUCUGCAAGCACCCAGAAUUAUUGCAGAUCAACUAUCACUGAAUGCCUUUUAUAGGAAAAGAAGAAAAAAUAAUUUUAAAGGAAAUAAAAAUUUAACUACUAAAAUGUGAAUGUCUUUAGAUUUUUUGCACAUUCUAUUUACCUGUUCUGUAUAAAAUUACUUGGAAAGUGGACCAGAAUAACUGUCCAUUUGCCUCUAAUUCUGUUCAUUACUUUGUAUUAGUUUCAGAUUAAUCUGCUUUAUUCUUGCUGCUUUAGUAAAUAUUACAACUUCUAGAAAACAAAGAUUUUUUUUCAAUGCUUCCUUUCUAUUGUUUUGAAUAUACUACAGGCAAGAGGUUGUGAACUGUUUUGAGUGUCUCUUAAUGAAUGCUAUCUCCAUACCUGUUGUACAGAAUCAUUGCCCAGAGAAUAUCAGAAUGUGUGUACACACGUGCAUGUGUGUAUAAAGUAUAGCCAGCACAAAGCUAUGGAUACAUCAGGUUAUCCAGUUCUGUUUUUGCACAUCUAUAUAAAUUUGAUGCCCCUACCCCUACUCAAGUGGAAGAGCUUGAGAUAAACAUCACAAAGUAGAUAUAUUAAAUGCAUAUUCCUUUUCUGGAGAAGAGAGAAAUUGCUACUAUUAUAAGAAUCAUUCUGUCUUUUACCAGCUAGGAAUCCAUCUUUCAGUGGUCAUUCAGUUCUGAUUAUUGAAUUAAUUUUUCUUAAAUACUUAAUUCCUGCUGACUGAGAAUUAUCUAUUGAUAGCUCUCAGUGGCUGCUAGAAUUCUUUCUUAGCACCUUUACUGAUAUAUAUAUAUAUAUAGAUAAUCUAUAUAUUAAGAAGUUAAAAAUGCAAAUCUACACCUUUUACUCUGUUUGGCAUAAAUAUGACAUAAACUGAUUUUCAGUAGUUUUCCAGUUAAUGCCCCAAAUGAAAAGACAAUUGGACAACUGUUAUUAAAGCAUGCAAACUACCUUCCUUCCUUCCUUCCUUCCUUC